Messenger RNA from Cooperia oncophora, 1128 nucleotides. Lineage: Eukaryota; Metazoa; Nematoda; Chromadorea; Rhabditida; Trichostrongylidae. The record is from the annotation of a GenBank genome assembly.
AUGGGAGUCGAUCAGGUAGAGCCGAUGUUCAAAUACCUCAAGCAAACCUUUUCCGGCAUUCAAUUGGUCGUUGUCAUUUUACCAGGAAAAACACCGGUUUAUGCCGAAGUGAAGCGUGUGGGUGAUACCGUGCUUGGAAUUGCUACACAGUGUGUACAAGCUAAAAAUGUGAUCAAAACGACACCGCAGACCCUGUCGAAUCUGUGCUUGAAGAUGAACGUCAAAUUGGGUGGAGUUAACAGUAUUCUCUUACCUGCUGUUCGCCCAAGAAUUUUCAACGAGCCGGUGAUAUUCUUCGGUUGUGAUAUCACACAUCCUCCUGCUGGAGACUCGCGUAAACCGUCUAUCGCGGCCGUUGUAGCAAGUAUGGAUGCGCAUCCGAGCAGAUAUGCGGCCACGGUUCGAGUACAGCAACAUCGUCAAGAAAUCAUUUCCGAUUUGACAUAUAUGGUUCGAGAGCUGCUUGUGCAAUUUUAUCGUAAUACACGCUUUAAACCUACGCGCAUUGUUGUCUACAGAGAUGGGGUGUCUGAAGGGCAGUUCUUCAAUGUUCUGCAAUACGAGUUACGAGCAAUGCGCGAGGCUUGUAUGAUGCUGGAAAGCGGUUAUCAACCAGGAAUCACCUUCAUCGCUGUCCAAAAGCGACAUCAUACGCGUCUAUUUGCUGUUGAUAAAAAGGACCAAGUUGGUAAAGCUUUCAAUAUUCCACCGGGUACAACUGUUGACGUCGGCAUUACUCAUCCAACAGAGUUUGAUUUUUACCUCUGCUCACAUGCGGGUAUCCAAGGAACAUCUCGUCCAUCGCACUAUCAUGUGCUAUGGGAUGAUAACGAACUUACUGCUGAUGAACUUCAGCAGCUCACGUAUCAGAUGUGUCACACAUAUGUACGAUGUACUCGUUCGGUCUCAAUACCAGCACCCGCUUAUUAUGCACAUCUAGUAGCUUUUCGUGCUCGGUAUCAUCUUGUCGACAGGGAACACGACUCAGGAGAAGGCAGUCAGCCGUCGGGCACCUCAGAGGAUACUACACUUUCGAAUAUGGCAAGAGCCGUACAGGUACGUGGUUUUUCAGUAACGCGCAGUAGUCUUUGGGGCGCUGUAGUACUAUGUGAUAGCAAGCGUCGUUAG